AUGCUGGGCGACCUUGAGGUUCGGCGCAAGGAGAGCGGAGUGCUGGUGCGAGGAGAGGGGGCAUGGAGGGUCAUAUCGAGUGGAGUAGUGGGAGGAGGCUUCAGAGAGGAGGAGGAGGAUGUUUCCGUUGUGAACGUCAAGGUCAGCCCCGACUACACGAUGGACACGCCUCCCGAGCAGCUGAUCUAUGAGUUCUGCCAAGAGGAGGAAGUGGACCCGUCGAGAUGUGUGGGGAUGAUGACGGCAGCAAGCAUGUCGACCUUCAAGGAAGCAGCUCGAAGGGAUAAGGAGAGCGGGGUCGAGAUACGCGUCUUUGUCACUGCAGGGUUGUCCAACGCCAGAGCAGCAGGAGACAAGGCAGACUGGCAGCACAUUCGAACUCCCGAGGAAGAAAAGAAAGGCACCAUCAACACUGUCGUCUUCGUCUCGAGCCCGAUGGAGGAGGCAGCCAUGGUGGAGGCUUUGGCCAUCUGCGUGGAAGGGAAAUGUAGGGUGAUGUCGGACUGGUACAUCACAUCGGAAGUCUCAGGAAGCAUCUGCCAAGGAACAGGAACAGACUCUAUCGUCCUCCUCUCCCGUCGGGAUCAGAGCGCAGAGAAGAUCCGAUAUGCUGGGAAGCAUGUGCUCUUUGCUCAGUUGCUGGCCGAGGCCGUUUGUGAGGCCACCGGGUCAUCGGUGAAAGAAGCGAUCCUUCACUACUACAAGUCAGAGCUGCGGUAUCGCUGCCAUCAGCUCUACAGAGUCGCCUCCCUCUGGCUUCCGACGCUCCUGCACUCGUGCUUCGAGCAGACCGACAUCUCCGUCAACCCCCAAGACGAGCUCCCCUCCCCUUCCCUCCGGUCCAAGACCGUCGGUCUCUCGCUCUUCCUCCUGUCCUAUCGUGCUGAGGGCCAGCUGGGACGAGCCACCAGCCUCAUGCUGGCUGCCUUCUGCUGGGACAGGUUUCUAGGGGAGCCGCCCUACACCCUCCAUCCUGUCGUGUGGACUGGAAAUGCGAUCUCGAAGCUGUUGAGUUGGGUGCCAGACCGGGCGUACAGUUCUCCUGCUCUCGGACUCUUCUGCGGGUCUCUGAUCACCCUGUCGUGUGCUUGCACCUCGUUCGCAGCUGUAAGAUCUCUCGACCAGUGGCUCCAGCUCCUCCCCCACGCUCGCUUCCUCCACUUCGCGUUCGGGGCCUGGCUGCUCAAGAGCUCUCAUAGCCUUCACCUCCUCGGAGCCUGCGCCAUGCAAAUGAAGAAGCUCCUCGACCGCCAAGACCUGCCCCGAGCUCGCAACCAGCUGUGUUGGCUGUGCAGCCGUGACCCGUCGAAGCUGGAUGAGAAGGAGUUGGUAGCGGGGACCCUUGAGUCUAUCUCGGAGAAUCUCUCAGACGGCUACGUCGCUCCUCUCUGCUGGUUCUCUGUCCUCGGCCUGCCAGGUGCCGUCACGUACCGCGUCAUCAACACGCUUGACUCGCGCGUCGGAUACCGCGGAAGGUUCGAGUACCUCGGGAAGGUGGCGGCAUGGCUGGACGACGCGGUGAACCUUGUUCCUGCCCGCCUCACCGCCGCUCUCCUGGCCCUCAGCUCGGCAUCUACUGGAGACUCAGCUCGGGAUUCCAUCGUGACAGCAUGGCAGCAUGCCGGCCGCUGCGAGAGCCCCAACGCCGGAUGGCCGAUGGCGGCGCUGGCAGGAGCGAUGGGAGUACGGCUGGAGAAGCGAGGAUGCUACUCGCUGGGAAGUCAAAAGCACGAGCUCUGCUCUGAGAGCAUCGAGCAGGGAUGGAAGGUGGUGUGGCGAGGAGGAGUGCUCUGCCUCGUGCUGUGUGUGGCGAUCAAGAGAUGGAAGUGA
Molecule: messenger RNA, 1830 nt
Organism: Guillardia theta CCMP2712
Lineage: Eukaryota; Cryptophyceae; Pyrenomonadales; Geminigeraceae
Exons: 2
Coding region: 1-1830 (609 amino acids)
Biological process (GO): cobalamin biosynthetic process
Cellular component (GO): membrane
Molecular function (GO): threonine-phosphate decarboxylase activity
Source: RefSeq, a predicted model, not a curated record